UCCGGGUAACUUGCAUUUUGGUUGCACACAUAGAAAGGAAGGCGACAAAUAAAGUAAACAGCUAAAGGUAACAACAAUAAAAGCACUCUAACACAUUUAGACUUGUGAAACGGAGAUAAGGAUGCAAAAAUUUCCUCGCCUCCUUUCCACAAUCCAACACCCACACAAAGCGUGUUUGUCAGGAUAAUAUGUUGAGAACAAAAAAAAAAAAAUAUUGAAACUUGUCUUUUCCACUCCCACCACACAAACCUUCAGUGACGCAGGAGCCAAGGGGAGGAUCGGAAAGCGGGAAGGAAGCAGCUGCCCACCUAAAAAAUACUGAAGGGACAAGAACGUGAACGUCGUUCACUGUCAGCAUGGAGUUUGCAUCCUCCCCCGAACCCUCCAAUACACACAAACACAAAUCCGAGCAUCUUCCUACGCCAUUGACAUUACAGCUGGCGCCUUAGGGUCAGGCCACAGGUCACAGGUCACAGCAGGGGGCUAUUUUUCUGCGCGUGCGCAUUGCGUAGAUGUUUGCCGCCUCACACGCACUUAAUUCGUUACACAUGUCACGCUCGUCCUCGUUGUAUCCUUCUGUCAACCCACCCAUUGCACCAUCACAAUACAAAACUGUAAAUCAUUUCUGACUCCAACCCUCCUGUGGUCCCCUUCCCCCUAAUCCGCUCUCGCACGUGUGUGUGUGUGUUUGUGUGUUUGUCAGCGCGCACUUACCACGCAGUAAACUGUUACUGUCAACUGUAAACUUAAGAGUUCCAUUGUUGUCAAGCUUGCCACCUCUGACCUUUAUGAUUAUGAAAGUCAGCUUGCAGCUCGAGCAUGGCGGAUGUCUGAAGUUCAGGGAUUGCGGGCGAAAGGUUGUGUGUUCAUUUGUUCAGUCAACAGUCAAGUUCAAGAUAACUACCUACCUCACCACCCUAGACUUCUAUUGAAGCACCGCCAUCAUCGCCAUCGUCACCAUCAUCGCCAUCAUCGCCAUUAUCGCAGGGGACCUGGCACCAGCCUGGCCACCCUACAGUUGAGCCGCAAGACACUGUGGGUGACAUCAUCAGUGUUUCCAUGGCCCAGACUGUCACGUGAUCCGGAGUUCAAUGCUGUCAGGUUCGUGGGCCACGUCAUCAGAAGAAACAGAUUACUGGAUGAAAGCAGCGAUGAUUGAGCGUCCAGAAGGUUUUGCGCUUGAUUAAGGGGAAAUUAAAAGGAAAUUAUGCGAUGGUUGUGAAGUAAAUAACUACAUGUGAACCUGUUUGAAAUAACAAUGAGGGCAAGGCUAGUGCAGAAAGGUCUCCAACAGACCUGUCCACGAGUUCAGUGCUCUUGCACAGGAUCGUAUUCACUAAGAACUGGUGUUGAUGCAAGAAAGUUCGAGCAAGACGCAGAAGAGUAGCUGGCCCUGAUACCUUGGCAUCUGCACCUGCAGAAGGUGCCAGAACGGCAGCAACAAGUAGAAUCGCAAUUUAAAUAAACCCACCA
Molecule: messenger RNA, 1473 nt
Organism: Pomacea canaliculata
Lineage: Eukaryota; Metazoa; Mollusca; Gastropoda; Architaenioglossa; Ampullariidae
Exons: 3
Coding region: 827-1159 (110 amino acids)
Source: RefSeq, a predicted model, not a curated record